CUCCACUCUAACUCUCCUUGCAUUUGGAACAUUGUUACCUCCUGCCCGGCCGGGCGUCGCUCAGCAAGCUGGGAGGAUCUGUAUGGUGAUCUAAUACAGGCAACUGGUGCUGCACAGAAAGAAGUGGCUUUCAUCUGUAUAUACCGCUGACGGAUGUCUCACCCAUGCACAGGGUGAUAACAAGCGGUUUCUUAACCAUUUAUCCCGUACAGCAAGAGAUCAUUACGUCUCAUAUUUUAACCAAGAAGAAUGGAUAGGGGGGAAAAAACAGCAAUUUUGAGAUGUUGAUCGGGAAAAGCCAGGACCAGGGAAUUCCGUGAUUUCAGAGUGGAAACACUGCCCAGGUGGGUGUUUGUUACACCAUGCCAGACCUUCUAGAUCUCUCACCCCCAGACAUUCCAGAGCCAACCUUCUUAGAGACCUUACUUCGAUAUGGACUCUUCUGUGGAGCAAUCUUUCAGCUCAUAUGUAUUCUAGCUAUCGUAUUCCCCGGGAGCAAAUCAAAGGACAUGGAUUCUGAUACUUCUGAAGUGAAAAGCACUGAAGCCUUGAGGAAACCAAAAUUGGCUGCUGCACCAGUUGGAAAAAAAACAAAGAAAGAGACAAAGAAGAAGAGGUGAAAGGGUAGAAAAUACUCCAGCCUCACUGAUGAAGCCUCACCUACACUGAUGAGACUUCCAUAGUUCUGCUGGCUUGGUUACAACCUUUGCAUCUACAUGCCAGACACAUCGUAUGGUGCGAUAAAUAUUUGUUUUAUUCCCAAUUAUUGAAUUAAAAUCCAAGUUGGGUUAUGCA
Messenger RNA from Pseudophryne corroboree (corroboree frog), 795 nucleotides. It is a transcript of the gene MANBAL, whose product is annotated as mannosidase beta like. The record is from RefSeq and is a predicted model, not a curated record. The transcript is spliced from 4 exons. Gene Ontology annotation, cellular component: membrane. Lineage: Eukaryota; Metazoa; Chordata; Amphibia; Anura; Myobatrachidae. The coding region runs from base 363 to 620 and encodes 85 amino acids.